Messenger RNA from Adineta ricciae, 1587 nucleotides. Lineage: Eukaryota; Metazoa; Rotifera; Eurotatoria; Adinetida; Adinetidae. The record is from the annotation of a GenBank genome assembly.
AUGAAAUCUAUUCCAGUAUUGCUGUUUAUUUAUUUCUCUUUCAUCAAUUUGAAUGUAAUUAUCAAUGCACAAAUUGAUUGUACAAUCUAUUCUGAUGACAUCGAUAUAAUCAAUUUAAAUCCAUUUUAUGUUCGACCAAAUCGAUAUCCUCUUCUUUCAUCAAUUGAUUACAAUGCAACAUCACGUCAAGUAACGAGUUUUAAUAUAUUUAAUGAUCAGAAUCCUUCUUCAAAUAUCUAUUGUUUGAAAAAUUUACAAUCUCUUCGAUUAAUCAAUACGAAUUUACCGAUUUUAUCUGAUAUAAAAAAUUUUCAAAAUCUUACUUCAUUAAUAAUUCAAUCGGACAAUGGAAUGAUUAAUCAACAUUUACCAUCGGAAUUAGGAGAAUUAACAUCGAUGAACGAAUUAGCAUUAACCGAUAUAAAAAAUCUUGAAGAUUUACCAGAUGAAAUUGAAUAUUUAGUUCAAUUACGAUCGUUAACUCUCAAAGAAAUUCCAAAUUUUAAAAAACUUUCCGAUGAAAAUAUGCGAAAAUUAGUAAAUCUUUACAUUUUAAACUUAAUCGAUUUACCGAAUUUAUCGAAUAUCCCUUCAACAAUAAAUAAUUAUCAAUUCUUACAAAGAUUAGAAAUAACAAAAACGAAUAUAAAUAAAUUCGAAUUAGAAAAUCUAAAUAAUUUAUCUUCUCUAAAAAUGGCAUCGAAUUUAAUGUUAAAAUCACUUAAAAUAACGGAUAUGUUGAAAUUAUCUUCCAUUGAUAUUUCAUACAACAAUGAAUUAUUAGAAUUAAAAAUACAAAAUCUAAAUCUUUUACAAUCUUUUACACUUUUAUCAAAUACAAAAUUAAUUUCAUUAGAAAUGGAAAAUAUCUCCACACUUCAAUCAAUAUGGUUGACAAAUAGUGAACAAUUAAAAACAAUUACAUUCAACAAUUUAUCUUCAUUAUCGACUUUUGAAUCAGCUUUACUUUCGAAUCUUCAAUCAAUUUCGUUUGAAAAUCUCCCAUUGAUAUCAACUAUUCGUGUUGUCGGAAGUCCAUUUUUAGAAAAUAUUUCAUUUACAAACCUUCCGUUGAUCAAAGAACUCGAUCUUUCAAACUGUCAAUUGAAAUCAUUUCCUCAAAGUAUUUUAUCGUUAAAAUCUUUAAAAACAUUAACGAUGCAAUUCAAUCAAUUAUCAUCAUUACCUUCGACAUUAUCAAAUGAUUUACCAAAUUUACAAAUUUUGAAAUUAAUGAAUAAUAAAUUUCAAGAGAAGAUUUUUCAACCACCUCUUAUUUAUAUUCGAGAACUUUAUCUUAAUAAUAAUUCAUUAACAUCGCUCGAUGGAAUUGCAGAAUAUAAAUCAUUACAAAGAUUAGAUUUACCUUUUAAUCAAAUCUCAUCAAUUCCACUUGAAAUUAUGAAAUUAUCAUCGACAUUACAAAUGUUAUCUAUCAAUUCUAAUCGAUUGAUUACUAUUCCAUAUCAAAUGACAAAUAUGAGAACACUGAAAACAUUCAAUGCUGCUAAUAAUAACAUCACUUUCGUUGAACGACAAAAAAUUGUGAACUUUUUCCGAAAUACACCUAUAGGGUUGAAUGUUUAA